AUGAUGAAUAUUUACAAUCAGUCAGUGAAAACUUCAGAUAUUCUCACUGUCUAUCGAGGAAUGAUAAUAAAUGCCGAUGAAUUAGAAAAAAUUAAAAUGAAUAUUGGUAAUCUUAUAUCAAUUAAUACAUUCUUUUCAACAACAACUUUAUAUAAUGUGGCAUUGAUGUUUGCUAGAGAUUGUAGUGGACGUCCAUUAUAUGAAUCAGUUGUAUUUGAAAUUAAUAUUGACACAACUAUUGUUAAAAAGCCUUUAGUCAGUCUAAAUGAUGUUGAACCAUCACCCAGUGGCCAUUGGUAUGUGUCAUUGACUGUCAAAUGUGAUCAAGAGACGAAAACAAAUGAGUUAAUAACAUAUUUCAAACAAGAAAUUGAUGAAUCAUCGACCUUAUUACAGCUAGGAGAAUUUCUUGGUACUAUGGAUGAAUAUGACAAACGUGUCCUAUGCAUAUAUCAAAGUGAUUGGAUUUUAGCAACAACAUAUUUGGAAAAAGGUCUCGAACUAGAUUUAAAAAAUCUGAAAUCUGAUGAUCCAUAUCUAGCUAUAACGUAUAAAAAUAUUGGUAUGAUUUAUUACAAUCGAGGAACGUAUGGCAAAGCUCUCGAAAACUAUGAACAAGCUCUUAGUAUCGAGCUGUUGUCUUUGCCAGCAACAAAUGCAGCUGUUGGAACAACUUAUAAUAAUAUGGGCAUGGUUUAUACUGAUCGAGGUGAUUAUAAACAAGCACUUGAUCAUUUGGAAAAAGCUCUUCAUUAUAAAUUACUUUCACUACCAAAAUAUCAUCCGAAUAGUGGCAAUACAUAUAAUAACAUUGGUCUAUUACAUUUUGACAAUCAUCAAUAUGAUAAUGCUCUAGAAAAUCUUCAACAAGCUCUUGAAAUUUUACUCAUCUGUUUACCUAAACAUCAUCUGACAACAGCAAACCUACGAAACAAUAUUGGUCUCAUAUAUCAAAAACAAGGAGAUCAAACACAGGCACUUGACUAUUUUGAAAAAUUGCUUGCAAGUAUGGAAAUAUCCUUACCAGUUGGUCAUAUGGAUUUUGCUCUGGUAUAUAAUAACAUGGGACUAGUUCAAUAUGAAAUGAAAAAUUGGGAUCAAGCAUUAGCAUAUUAUGAAAAAGCAAACCAAAUCUAUUGUCAAAAAGGCGACUCUGAACACCCAGCAUGUGCAUCGAUUUUCCAUAACAUGGGCGACGUUUAUCCAGAUCAUCAAGAUAUUGCAAAAUAUCGAAGUAAAAUUAGUCAAAUUUAA
Molecule: messenger RNA, 1254 nt
Organism: Rotaria sordida
Lineage: Eukaryota; Metazoa; Rotifera; Eurotatoria; Philodinida; Philodinidae
Source: the annotation of a GenBank genome assembly